Molecule: messenger RNA, 1566 nt
Organism: Bufo bufo (common toad)
Lineage: Eukaryota; Metazoa; Chordata; Amphibia; Anura; Bufonidae
Product: transmembrane protein 127-like
Exons: 3
Coding region: 241-933 (230 amino acids)
Biological process (GO): negative regulation of cell population proliferation; negative regulation of TOR signaling
Cellular component (GO): membrane
Source: RefSeq, a predicted model, not a curated record
CACAUGAUCACAUGAUUAUGAAAGGUCCUUUCGAACGCUAGAAUCUAGGGAGGUAUUAAAGAUUAGCAAUAGAAGAUAUGAUAGCGAUUAACUCUAAUGACGGUGUCUGGAAUGAGACGCGCCCAGUUAAAAUGAAAAGGCUUUGAAUGUCACGUGACCCGGUGACGUCAGAAGGUCCUUUGGGCGCAGUGACGCACCCGGUGGGGGAUGUAAACAACGGACGGUGCGGGGCUGCGGAAGAUGGCGCUGCGGGGCGGCCGCAGGGAGGCGCGGGCGGCGGUGGUGAGGCCCCCUGUCCCUGAGCGCUGCCUGGCUGCCGCCUUCGUGCAGGGCCUGGGGCUGGCGUGUGUCUGCACGGCCAUGGCGGACCCCGGCUGGCUGCUGGUGCGUGUGGAGCAGCAGGACUAUGUGUAUGGAGCCGCCUACAUCCUGCAUCUGGGCUGUAACCUGACGGAGACCGGCCCCCUCAAGCUCCUCCAUAAGAGCGGCCUGUGCGUCCUGCUGCUGCUGACCGCCUGCUGCUACGUCUCCAUCCUCCUCGGCCUGGCCGCCUUCCUGCUGGACUUCCUGGGGACCCGGUACUUGGGAAUCAAGAGACUUGUGGGGAUCCUGCUGCCCCCCGUCCUGCACCUCAUCACAGCGCUGUCGUCAGCGGGGGCCGUGGCUCUCUGCUCCUACCUCUACCAGGUCCUGUACCGUGAAGUGCACUUCCAGCUCCUCAAACCGCCUGCUAACACCCUGUCCCUGGGCGAGAGUUACUAUUUUGCCAUAUGUGCCUGCCUGGCGUCCAUCGUUGCUACCGCCCUCAGCUUCUCCUAUGCCAGACGAUACCGCCGAGUAACCGGGACGUUCCCUGCCGCAGCGCUAAGUGAAGAAACCUCCCCGCUGCUGCAGGAGCCGGAGACCCCCGACCCCCCGGGAGAGUACGGGUGAGCUGCGGCACGCAGUGGAGGAUCCAAGCGGAGGACCAAAUAUCUGCAUUCAUCUGCACGGGUGUGAAGACUCACUGUCCAGUAUUAUGUGUGUGGACUCUAGGAACGUUACAGGAGCUGGACUGUACCAUUGUAUCGGACUGUACCACUAAGGCUCCCCAAAGUUUGUGUUGGUUUCGUAUUUUUUCCUUCUUUUUUUUUUCCCCCCCAAUUAAAUGGAAUUUUUAUAUCCAGGAAAUGUCAGCAUAAAAUUAAGACUUUUAAAGGGGUUUUCCAGGACUAACAUAUUCAUGAUCUAGCCAUCCAAUAGGCCAUCAAUAUGAGAUUACUCAGGGGUCCGAGACCCUCACAGAGCAGAUGGUAGCAGAACGCCACAGCGCCAUACACUGGGCACUGGCCGUUCGUGGGUACUGCAGUUGAGGCUCCCGUUCAUUGGAAUAGGAACUGAGCUUCAGUACUUGAGCAUGGCCACUACACGGCGCCAUACACUAUUUGGGAAACCCCCCCCCCCGAUCUGAUCGAUGACCUAUCCUGUGGAAACCCCCUUUAAAGGCGAACUGCCUGAUGUAGUGUAUAAGAGGCUAUAGUACAUAUAGUAUAGUGGGGGGGGAUAGCGGCAUGUCCGGUUUUGUGU